This is a messenger RNA of Exophiala spinifera, 564 nucleotides long. RefSeq lists its product as uncharacterized. The transcript has a single exon. Lineage: Eukaryota; Fungi; Ascomycota; Eurotiomycetes; Chaetothyriales; Herpotrichiellaceae. The coding region runs from base 1 to 564 and encodes 187 amino acids. The record is from RefSeq and is a predicted model, not a curated record.
AUGGCCCUCUCUCCCUUCAAAACCGUCCGCUUCCCUAGCUUCGGGCUCGGCCUACAGGCGCAGUACUGCCCCUUCGUUCGCCCGUCGACGCUCGACGAAAAGUCCUUCGCCUCUCGGUGGCACCCCAACGUCUUCACCGUCCGAGACAAGUACUCGAGCGUACGCCCCGACGUUCUCACCUGGCGGGUCGUCUCGGCCACGAGCCACAAACUCGUCCCGAAAGCAGUGAUGCGCAACCGCCUCAAGCGCAGAUGGGCCAACGCCUUCGCGGACAGCAUGAGGAACAACGGCCUCCACACCACGGGCAGGCCGCUUUCGGUGUCCAAACGUGCCAAAAACGCGCCACCAAAGGUCCAAGGCACGCUCGAGAUGCUCGUCUUCAGCGCUUCCGGGCUGCAUGUGUCCUACGACAAGCUUCUCAAGGCGACCGAUGUGCUCGUCAAGACCUUGCUGCGUGGAGAUGCAAAGCUCAGUCCUGAGUCGUGGCCAAAGCCUCAACCUGUCUACGGGGGUCGAAAGGAUAGGGCUGAUUCGAGAUGGUCGAUCGUUGCGCCAGUGAAAUGA